AUGCCCUGGGAAGGUAAUCGUACUUUGUUGGUGGCCUUUUCUCUUCAAGCGAAGUACAAACUAGGAGGUGAGCAGGUAAAGAAACUCAGUGAGUUGGGGUUCCCCCAUAAGAUUUCUGAGGAGCCAUCUCUAAGUGCCAUCGGGAAUCCCCCGAAUCCCACGUGUACAUUGUUACGCCAGCAGCUCCUGUCUGCCGAACCGCUGCUGAAGAGCUCGACUCUCAUGCCAGAGGCUGAUCAUGCUGUUCAGGCUUGUCAGAGUUCCUUCCGGAAAGCACAAGCCGUUUCUUGGGAUGCGUAUCAGGAUUCUAUGCUCACGUAUCAACAGCCUCUUGAAGAUCCGCUCGAUGUCUUAGAAAUUGGAGCCCAGCCCGACAGCAGGAUCACAGAGAGAGUGCAACAACUAGGCGGUAAGGCCCAGCGCUUCACAAAUCAAGCCAUGCAAACUUUCAAUGACUUCUGGGUCAGCUGGGCAGGGUCUCCAAAAGAAGUGUACCUAGACCCGGCCGGGGAGUUCAGGUCAGAGCAAAUGUUAGAAUAUUUUCAAAUUUUAAAUGCCCGAACACACAUCACCGCGGCAGCGUGGCAACGUGGCCGUCUGGAGCGUCAUGGGGAUAUUCUUAAGGAUAUGUUGUCCCGUCUUGACAUUGAAAGUCCGAUCACCGACGAUUCUGCUUUUGAUCAAAUGCUGUUGCAAGCCGUGCUGGCCAAGAAUUCCUUGAUCCGUCACUCAGGGUUCUCUCCAGAAAAAAUCGUGUUUGGUAAGGCUCUCCGGGUGCCAGGAAGCUUGUCAUCAGAUGAAGACCUGACGGCUCACGCACUGGCCGAGGGGGAUGGUUUGGAGUCUGAGAGAUAUCGUCAGCGCUUAGAGCUUCGUUGCAGAGCUCGCCGGGCAUUCAUGGAUGCAGACAAUUCACAAGCAAUCCGACGAGCGACGCUGCGUCGCAGCAAUCCCGUGCGCGGCCCGUUCACCGCAGGAAUGUGGGUGUUAUACUGGAUAAAGAAAUCAUCCCCAAAUCGCUUAGCCGCCGGACGCUGGCAUGGGCCAGCUAAGGUUAUAUGUAUCGAGGGUACAUCGGUAGUUUGGCUAGCGCACGGUACUAACAUCAUUCGGUCCGCACCUGAAAACUUAAGGCCUGCAUCCCUGCGUGAGUGGCAACAUCUUACAGAUUCGCAGUUUCAGGAGCCGCUGAAGAAUGCCGGAGGUGCCAGUUCCUACUUGGACUUGACUGGUGUAUCAGAAGGGAACCAGUCAGCACCCCCCAAUGUAGUUCCGCCUGCUUCCACCGAACCUUCAAUAAUUAUGCCCAUGUCCCCUAUGGUUGUCCCUAAUCCCACCCAAUCUGCACCAGUGACAGAAUCCGAUGAGAUCGGACAGCCAGAACAGGAAUUGACACCACAGGUUAGUCAGGAGGCAACUGAAGUUGAGCGCGCUCCUUCCACAGAAGUCGCAGCCCCUUCAGGGUCUUCUGCAGCACCUACAGUGGCACCCCAGGGAGAGACUUUCCUAGGUCCUCAUGAGGUUCCCAUUCCCGAAUCAGAUGAAGGUCUGAUGUGUGAACAUGUGUACGCAGCAAGUUCAGAAACCGGGAUUCUGAAUGAGUUGGGUCAGGAGCUAAUCAACUUCACCACUGUGCAGACCUCAGCAGAGUUUCCAGGACCUCCAUUGGCCGAGGAUGGACUUCCCUUUGUCACGGACCCUCUCCAACACUCGGAGCAUCAAGCCUUUUGUUUGGAAGUCCCCAUAAAGCCUAAGGACCUCAAGAAGUGGCUAGUUGAGAGUGCCCCGGAACAGCUGAUCACUGUAGCUGCAGCAGGUAAGCGCUCUAGAGCUGAGGUAUGUCUAAAGGGUUUAUCAAGCAAGGAGGUGUCGCUUUUCGAAGCUGCAAAGCAGAAAGAGAUCACUUGUUGGUUACAAACCUCGGCGAUCCGAGCGAUCCUUCGCAGAAAACUUAAUCCUGAACAGAUCCUUAAAAGCAGAUGGAUCCUCACUUGGAAACCGCCCGAGGAAGGAGAGACUCAACACCGAGCCAAGGCCCGAUUAGUGGUUCUAGGGUAUCAAGACCCGAAGCUAGUGGAAGUGAUGAGAGAUGCGCCAACCCUGUCCCGUGAAGGACGGGCCCUGGUGCUUCAAACCAUCGCUUCAAAGAAGUUCCGAUUGGGUUCAGUUGAUAUUAAGACUGCCUUCCUGAGAGGAAAAGCCGAUGAAACAAAUCCCCUGGCCAUGGAACCUCCCAAAGAGCUUCGAAAGGCUUUGAAUUUAAAGGACGACGAGGUGUGUCAACUGCUCGGGAAUGCCUACGGUCGAGGGAUCCUUCGAGGCAUUCUGGGUAUGCACGUCGAUGAUGGGGUUUGUGGUGGUGACAAGGACUUUGGCCAGGUAGGUAUCACAUUUCUGCCAAUAGAGAUUGAUCGGCUUACGUUCGUCUCUUUCGGAGACGCUUCCUUUGCCUCCUCCAAGUGCCUGGCAUCCCAUCAGGGAGCGUUGAUCUGUGCCACCGAUGACCGAUUGCUAACCAAUCAGGAGGCCCCGUUAUCGCCCCUCACAUGGAGCUCUAAGAAGAUUCCCAGAGUAGUCCGUUCAACGCUGUCCGCUGAAGCGUAUGCCAUGUCCAAAGCAGUGGACAUGUUGGGCUGGUGUGCCGAGAACACCGAAUUCCGAUGGGUCCCCACGACUCUGCAAGCCGCGGACUGCUUAACCAAAGCCAUGGAUUCGUCACUCCUCCGCACCAUCUUAGCCCAGGGACGUUUCAAGCUGUACGAUGUUUCUCAGGACCUCCAAAAGAAUGCGCAGCGCAAGCAAGCCAUUGAAUGGCUGACACAAACACCUAAAGCUUCUUUACUGUGA
Molecule: messenger RNA, 2847 nt
Organism: Symbiodinium sp. CCMP2592
Lineage: Eukaryota; Dinophyceae; Suessiales; Symbiodiniaceae
Source: the annotation of a GenBank genome assembly